Molecule: messenger RNA, 2291 nt
Organism: Chaetura pelagica (chimney swift)
Lineage: Eukaryota; Metazoa; Chordata; Aves; Apodiformes; Apodidae
Gene: CHFR
Product: checkpoint with forkhead and ring finger domains, E3 ubiquitin protein ligase
Exons: 18
Coding region: 1-2040 (679 amino acids)
Biological process (GO): protein ubiquitination; mitotic cell cycle checkpoint signaling; ubiquitin-dependent protein catabolic process
Cellular component (GO): nucleus
Molecular function (GO): ubiquitin-protein transferase activity; protein binding
Source: RefSeq, a predicted model, not a curated record
AUGGAGCACUCGAAAGGAGGCGAGCGGAGCCAGCAGCAGCAGCAGCCCUGGGGGAAGCUGACCCGGCUGGGCGCUGAUGAGGCAGAGCCGCACGUCCUGCUGCUGAAAAGAGAGUGGACCAUUGGUCGGAAGAAAGGUUGUGACUUAUCUUUCCCUGGCAACAAGUUGGUGUCUGGAGAUCACUGUAAAAUUGUAGUGGAUGAAGAAUCUGGUCAAGUGUCACUGGAAGAUACAAGUACUAAUGGAACAGUAAUUAAUAAACUGAAAGUGGUGAAGAAGCAGACAUACCCUCUACAGACUGGUGAUGUGAUCUAUGUUGUUUACAGAAAAAAUGAGCCAGAGAACAAUGUUGCAUAUCUUUAUGAAUCCUUAAACAUAAAACAAGAACAAGAAGCAACGCAAGAGCCAGUAGCUGCAGAAGCUAAUGUAGAAAACCAAUGCCAUGUGACCAAAGAUACCUCAAGUACAGGAAGACGUAAUGAUGAGACCCAAAUUACCUCAUCACCAUCAGCUACUCAGUCUUGCUAUGAGGAACCACAGCCAUCUACUUCUACAUCUAACCUCUUUAAUGCUUCUUCUGCCUCUCUUAUUGAGUCUGCAUCUGUUCAGCAGGAUAAUCCUUCUACAUCUGGAUCACAAUCCUCGGUUUUCACUCCUGUGCCUGCUUUCCCCAUCUUAGAAUCUAUGUGUCUAAGAGCACUACAUGAUGACCAUGAAAAGCUGGAUGUGAAUAUUGAAACUUCAGAAGUCGCUGUCAAAGAAAAAGCAGAAUUGGAUUCUCAAAGGGCAGGGGAGGAGGAAGGUUUGGAACCUGCUAAGAAGAAACUAAAAGCAGAUGAAGGUGCUUGUCCAAAUCUUCCACCAGAAGCUCCAAGUGAAUGCAUAAUUAAAAUUGGCUCUGAAGAUGCCAAAACAUCAAAUGUGAAACCGGACAAGAUGGAAGAAACACUAACUUGCAUUAUCUGCCAAGAACUGCUGCAUGACUGUGUCAGCUUGCAGCCUUGUAUGCAUACUUUCUGUGCUGCCUGCUACUCGGGAUGGAUGGAGAGGUCUUCUCUGUGUCCAACCUGUCGUUGUCCAGUAGAACGUAUUUGUAAAAAUCACAUAUUGAACAACCUAGUUGAAGCUUAUCUGAUCCAGCAUCCAGAUAAAUGUCGGAAUGAGGAUGAUGUACGUAGCAUGGAUGCUAGAAACAAAAUCACUCAAGACAUGUUGCAGCCUAAAGUGCGGAGAUCUUUUUCAGACGAGGAGGGAAGUUCUGAAGAUUUGUUGGAAUUGUCAGAUGUAGAUAGUGAAUCUUCAGAUAUCAGUCAACCAUAUAUAGUGUGCAGACAGUGCCCAGGGUAUAGGAGACACUCUGUUCCAACUCUGCCUGGUGCAGGCCAAGAGACAGAAGCAGGAGGAAUGCAAGCACUGGGAGAUGCACCAUCUACAUCAGCCAACUUCCCUGCAGCUGCCCAGGAAUAUGUGUGUCCUGCUCAAGGAAGUCAUGUAAUAUGCACCUGCUGCUUUCAGCCAAUGCCCGACCGAAGAGCAGAGCGUGAACAGAAUCCUCAUGUUGCUCCUCAGCAAUGUACAGUUUGUCUGCAACCCUUCUGUCACUUAUACUGGGGCUGCACUCGGAUGGCAUGUUUUGGCUGUUUGGCACCAUUCUGUGAAAUAAAUCUUGGUGAUAAGUGUUUAGAUGGAGUCUUAAAUAACAACCACUACGAGUCAGAUAUUCUAAAGGAUUACCUGGCAUCCAGGGGUUUGACAUGGAAAAAUAUGUUAAACGAAAGUCUUUUAGCUCUUCAAAGAGGAGUUUUUAUGUUGUCAGAUUACAGAAUUACUGGGAACACAGUGCUUUGCUACUGUUGUGGCCUUCGCAGCUUCCGAGAACUUGCCUACCAGUACAGGCAGAAUAUUCCUGUUGCUGAGCUGCCAGUGACUGUCACCUCACGUCCUGAUUGCUACUGGGGGCGCAACUGUCGAACUCAGGUCAAAGCACAUCAUGCCAUGAAAUUCAAUCACAUUUGUGAACAAACACGGUUCAAGAACUGAAUACUUGUCAUCUGUAGGGAGAGGACAAAAACUUGUUACACUGCUUGUACAGUUUAAGGUUCCAGGGGAUCUUCUCAGUUUCCCCAUAGCAGGGACUCAGUAAUUUUUGCAUCAGGUAAUCCAGUGUGAACUUUUUAAAUUGUAGAAUUUUACAGCUGUACAUGAACAAGGUAGGUUUAUUUUUAUUUCCAAGACAGUCCAGCAAGCAUUGCAUUCCAUCCUCAUGACUACAGUGUCCCUGUAUCACUGCA